Hibiscus syriacus is the source of this 2324-nucleotide messenger RNA. Its product is annotated as endoglucanase 25-like. Gene Ontology annotation, biological process: carbohydrate metabolic process. The transcript has 6 exons. Gene Ontology annotation, molecular function: hydrolase activity, hydrolyzing O-glycosyl compounds. NCBI's taxonomy places the organism in Eukaryota, Viridiplantae, Streptophyta, Magnoliopsida, Malvales, Malvaceae. The record is from RefSeq and is a predicted model, not a curated record. The coding region runs from base 127 to 1992 and encodes 621 amino acids.
CAAUCAAUUUCAUUUCCCCUUCCUCUCAUCUCAAUCAGAUCUGCUGCUUCCAUUGUAGUCUCUUUGAAGUAUAAUUUAGUUCGUCUAUUCUUUCUUUUUCGAGCAAAAAGAAAAAGGCUCAUCAAGAUGAGCAUGUACGGUAGAGAUCCGUGGGGAGGCCCGCUGGAGAUAAACGCGGCGGAUUCCGCCACCGACGACGACCGGAGCAGGAACCUUCAAGACCUGGACAGGGCUGCGCUCUCUCGUCCCUUGGACGAGACACAGCAGAGCUGGCUGCUUGGCCCCAGCGAGCAGAAGAAGAAGAAGAGGUACGUCGAUCUCGGAUGCAUCAUUGUCAGCCGCAAGAUCUUUGUUUGGACGGUCGGGACACUGCUCGUCUCCGGAUUUCUCGCCGGAUUCAUCACCUUGAUCGUGAAAACGGUUCCACGUCAUCAUCACGGCAAGCCUCCACCCGAUAACUACACUCUCGCACUUCACAAGGCGCUCAUGUUCUUCAACGCUCAGCGUUCGGGGAAGCUGCCUAAGCAUAAUAAUGUGUCGUGGAGAGGAAACUCGUGCCUCCGAGAUGGCAAAUCCGAUACCUCUACUACGAUUAAGGAUCUGGUCGGCGGCUACUACGAUGCUGGAGAUGCUAUCAAGUUCAACUUCCCUGCAUCUUUUGCCAUGACCAUGUUGAGCUGGAGCGUCAUCGAGUACAGUGCUAAAUACGAGGCUGCUGGGGAACUCAAUCAUAUUAAGGAGGUUAUCAAAUGGGGUACUGAUUAUCUGCUCAAGACCUUCAACAAUUCAGCUGAUAAAAUAGAUAAGAUUGCAGCACAGGUUGGGGUAGGAGAUACUUCUGGAGGCAGUACGACACCGAAUGAUCAUUAUUGCUGGAUGCGCCCUGAGGACAUUGAUUACCCGCGCCCUGUCUAUGAAUGUCACAGCUGCUCUGAUCUUGCUGCCGAAAUGGCUGCUGCUUUGGCUUCUGCUUCCAUUGUUUUCAAAGACAACAAGGCAUACUCUCAAAAGCUUGUCCACGGUGCACGGACCCUCUUUCAGUUUUCCAGGGAUCAAAGAGGCAGAUAUAGUGCUGGUGGUUCUGACCCUGCCCUCUUUUAUAACUCCUCCAGUUACUGGGAUGAGUUCGUUUGGGGUGGAGCCUGGUUAUACUAUGCCACUGGGAACUCUUCCUACCUUCAGUUGGCUACUCAUCCUAAACUUGCCAAGCAUGCUGGGGCUUUCUGGGGAGGCCCAGAUUAUGGCGUUCUUAGCUGGGAUAACAAGCUUGCUGGUGCUCAGGUGCUUUUGAGCCGGCUGAGAUUGUUUUUAAGUCCUGGAUAUCCAUACGAGGAAAUAUUGAGAACGUUUCACAAUCAAACCAGCAUAGUUAUGUGCUCAUACCUUCCAGUUUUUACUAGCUUUAAUAGAACUAAAGGAGGUUUGAUUCAGUUAAACCAUGGUAGGCCUCAGCCUCUGCAGUAUGUUGUCAAUGCAGCCUUCUUAGCCGCCUUAUUCAGCGAUUAUCUUGACGCUGCCGAUACACCUGGAUGGUAUUGUGGUCCAAAUUUCUAUUCAACUAAUGUCUUGCGUGAAUUUGCUAAAACCCAGAUCGAUUACAUCCUCGGUGAAAAUCCUCGGAAAAUGAGCUAUGUUGUGGGUUUUGGUAACCACUACCCAAAACAUGUUCACCAUAGAGGUGCAUCUACCCCUAAGAAUAAAAUCAGAUAUAACUGUAAGGGGGGAUGGAAAUGGAGGGAUUCGAAAAAGCCAAACCCGAACACACUUGUGGGAGCCAUGGUUGCUGGACCCGACAGGCAUGAUGGAUUUCACGACGUUCGUACCAACUACAACUACACCGAGCCAACUCUUGCAGGCAACGCUGGUUUGGUUGCUGCACUCGUGGCAUUGUCUGGUGAUAGAUCGACUGGGAUCGAUAAGAAUACUAUAUUUUCUGCAGUCCCACCAAUGUUCCCGACACCACCACCACCUCCGGCACCGUGGAAGCCGUAAACAUGCUUUUCAAUUCAUUAUCUGCUUCCAGUUCAUAUUGACUUACGGUAUUAUGAUUCUGGAAGUAUUUUUUGGCACCUUGAUGACCUCGAAAGUGAAAGUAGUGCAAAGGGCAAGAAAGGAGAUUAGCAAUGGAACAACCUGCAGUAGUGAAGUUAUGGUGGUUUGGCUAUUAGAUUGGAGAAUAGGACUUGGCAUUCAGGAUCUGGUCAUUUGAAUAUGAAGUCCAUUUGGAUUUCAUGUUAUAUAUAGUGUAUAUGUAUGGUAUCAAUACUGUAUUCUUUGAAACACGAGUUUAAACGCUUAAGUUGAUUUAACAAUAAAUUUGUGUC